This is a messenger RNA of Python bivittatus (Burmese python), 2372 nucleotides long. Lineage: Eukaryota; Metazoa; Chordata; Lepidosauria; Squamata; Pythonidae. The record is from RefSeq and is a predicted model, not a curated record.
CUAGUUGCUAAGCAGCUGCCUUUCAACCUUGAAUCAAAUAUCAAUCAAAUGAAGAAUAAAGUGUCUGCUAUUCAAGACCUGUUUAAUUUACCAGUAUGUUGUACCUUGCGAAGUGAGGGCAAGGGGGACAUUUGGCAUAUAAAUUGUGAACUUUCUUUGCUUCAGGUGCAAAAGCCAUUGGCUUCUAAAAGACUAGCUUCCAGAAAUAAGCUGACAUCAGUUUUAUGGAGCAUCUUACAUUAGAAUAGAUAGGGUUUUUGCUGGUCCAAAAGGGAUUCUCAGGUACCUUUCAAAAAUGGGUUUGUUUUUCUAGCAAGUAGCCUCUAGUCCCUUUGAAGCUUGUUGAGGAUCUGUGGCCUGCCAGCUCUUCUUCUCUUUCCUUCAGCCAUUGCAACCUAUGCUGCCUUAAAGCACCCAUGGGUAGUGGUCUCAGGGCAACAAGUGGGCUUACACAUUCCUUUCAUGGAGAACAUGUGGCCUGAAGGCCUGGAAAAAAGUCUUUACCAAGUUGUACAAACUCUUGUGACAAAAGAGGGAUGGCUGUAAGCAGUGUGGUGCCUUGGUAUUCCAAGGCAAGGGACUUAAAAAGAGGAUUUCCCUGUCUGUCUGUCUUUCCAGGGCUGAGCGGGCAACAGCUGUGCUCCUGGCAGAUCCUUGUUUCCAGCUCCGUUCUAUUCAGUACUUAUUGGGUCACACGGAACCUUUAGUCCUGGGAAUGACAUCGUCUUCUGCUGAUAAGAAACAUUUCUCCCUGCAGAGCUACACUGAUUAUAUCAGCCAGGAAGAGCUAGCCAAGGUGGAGCAAAUGCUGGGUCAUCUCAGUGAAGAAUCCAAGCAAGCUGCAGCUGCCACUUUGCCCACUAGUGAGGAAGACUUGUGCCCUAUCUGUUAUGCACAUCCAAUCUCUGCUGUAUUUAAGCCAUGCUCCCACAAAUCAUGCAAAGCCUGCAUCAACCAGCACCUGAUGAACAAUAAGGACUGCUUCUUCUGCAAAGCCACCAUCACAGGAGUGGAUGAUUACAUUAAACCAGCCACCUCCUAGUGCCUGGACCCUGCAGGGCAGGGACCGCAUGCCUGGGCAGCUUCUCCCCACAGUGGACUCUCCCCCCUCCAAGAGCAUCUCGUCAAAAGCGGCUGUUCUUCAGCACAGCUGAGAUCAGUUUUAUGACACCUCUUGUAGGCCACACACUUCUGUAUGCAUCACCUAGGCCAAAUUGUAUUCAAUCCUACUGAAUUUAGGUACACUUCCUGUUGCUGUCAUUGACUCCGAAUCAACAGGAAUUGGGCUUUUCCUAUGGGUAAUGUGCAUGGGGGCUUAACAUGGUCAGGUUCUCUACCUCAGCCUGAAUCUAUAGCUCCUAUUCUGCAUCUACCCUAGGAAGCAUGUCUUGUACUGUAGCUGGGACACAUCCUCUUUGAUGUGCUCUCCAUGGUAGAGUAAAAAUGGAUUCUCUGCAGCCAGCAUCUCUCCUGUGAGUCCAGUUACUCACUAGCCAAGUGUGUUCUGGCUGCUGCUACAGCAGCAGCACUUUGGUGUUUGACAGUGCAUGUGUAGCUAGAGUUGAUUCAAAUAUUUGUGUGGGCAUACCCUGCAGACAACCAUUCACCUGUAGCACCUGAUGCGAUCGUUCUGGAGAUUGUCAAGCAAUACUCUCCUGUGCAGUCAAAGGCGGUACAUGUGAGUGAAGGAUUGUGGUACCUGUCUGCCUAAAAAUUUGAAUCUGCUCUUUGUGAGUCUGGCCCCUUUCCUUUGAAGGCAAGGACACCUAUGAAACACAGGCACUAGGUCAGGCUUCUGGUGUGGGGAGCUUAGUGAUACAACAGAGGAAUAAGUGCAGAAAUGCAGCCUAGACCACAAGGAGGAGUUUGAUCAAACGUUUCCAUGGGAAAGACCAGAUUCAGUAGGACCAAUAUUUGGUCCAUGUAUUUAUAUAAGUGGUUGGGAGAAGUGUUCACUAGGUUGAUACUGUAGGUUCCAGCAGGGGUGAACCUGAUUGCACUGCUAUCUUCCACCAGCAGGAAGUGCCUGUGGCACCCACCCUACACUGUGUGACCAGGUUGCCUGUACAAUCCAGGAGCAGACAAGGAUUUUUUAAAAAUUUACUGUGUGUGACUUGUAUCCAGAAAUGUUGGGGAGAGUAGCAAGCAUUGUGCUUGAAACAAGGAAUUUAAUUUAAGUGCAUAUAUGGUUGUCUCUCUUCCCCUUCCCCUUCCAAACUGGAAGGGGAUAUUACUUCCAUAAAAUGAAAUAUUAAAUUAUUAUUCCUUAAAGCUGCGAGAUGCAUAUUCUUCUCUACAUUUCUAAAGCAUUCUUCCUGAUGUAGGUUGUAAGUAGCAAAAGUUGGAAAGGGCUGGCACAGUAGUUACAGGGG